AUGGAGGUGGCCGGCGGGGCCGACGUGGCCGAGUCCAUCGCGCACUUCGCGCGCCGCAGGCAGCGCGGCGUGUGCGUGCUCAGCGGCGCGGGCACCGUCACCGACGUCGCUCUCCGCCAGCCCGCGGCCCCGGGCGCCGUGGUCGCGCUCCGCGGCCGCUUCGAGAUCCUCUCGCUCACAGGAACGUUCCUGCCGGGCCCCGCGCCGCCGGGAUCCACAGGGCUCACCGUGUACCUUGCGGGCGGGCAGGGGCAGGUCGUCGGCGGCAGCGUGGUCGGCACGCUCACCGCGGCGGGGCGCGUCAUGGUGAUGGCGUCCACGUUCGCCAACGCCACCUACGAGAGGCUGCCGCUGGACGACGCCGAGGAGGAGCCUGGGCAGGCGCCGCUGCUGCUGCCUCCCGGCGGCCCGGGCGGAGGGCCGCCGCUGAUAAUGGGCGGGAUGGCCGCCGAUCCCUCGGCGAUGCCAAUGUUUGGUGGUGGCGCCGGCGGCGUGCCGCCAAGCCUCAUGCUAGGGGGCGGCGCCGCCUCCGGUGCGGGCCUGCAGCUCGGGCACGAGGGGCUUGCAUGGGCUCAUGCACGGCCACCGCCAUACUAG
This is a messenger RNA of Miscanthus lutarioriparius, 597 nucleotides long. The record is from the annotation of a GenBank genome assembly. Lineage: Eukaryota; Viridiplantae; Streptophyta; Magnoliopsida; Poales; Poaceae.